This is a messenger RNA of Durotheca rogersii, 784 nucleotides long. RefSeq lists its product as uncharacterized. Bases 160 to 585 code for a protein of 141 amino acids. Lineage: Eukaryota; Fungi; Ascomycota; Sordariomycetes; Xylariales; Xylariaceae. The transcript has a single exon. The record is from RefSeq and is a predicted model, not a curated record.
GGUGAUCGUCAUUAACGCAUCCACCGCGCCAAGACGGGGAGGAGGAUUAAGCCGCCCCACCCCAGGUCCAACCACAUCUCCCCCCCAAAGUGCGCGCGGCACUUAUGGAUGGAUGGAUGGAUUGUUGGAUGUACUUACAUGUAAUGUGUGUAUGUGUGUAUGUGUGUAAUGUCUGUGAGUAUAUGGACGUGUGUACGUACAGCAGUAUACGAGCCGGUCUUGGCAAGCCUCCCGUCUUCUUGUCGUUUCUUGUGUUUUGAUUUUGAUUCUUUUCUUUUCUCUCUCCCUCUCUCUCUGUUUUUUUUUCUUUCCAUCUCUCUACACACACCUCUCUCUGUGUCCCUCUCUCUCUCACUCUCCUCUUUCUCUCCCUGUCUCGUUGCCCUGGACGUAUCCCUUCUUCUUCCCGCGCAUUGUGGCGUGACCUCUCUCGUAAACUAUUAUUAUUAUCACCUAUUUCCCAUUUCCUAUUUCCUAUGUAAGUCGCGAACGCAUUCGCGACGCACCCCCCUGGGGGGGGGGGGAUGGGGGGAGAAAGCUUGGCGCUCGGCCAGUUACCAUCUUGGCGGCCGGCCGUCGAUAUAGACAACCCAGUCAAUCCUGCAACAUCUAAUCUCUCCACCGAACCCGGCCAAAAGGCCACCCCCGAUCUGAUCUCGGAGAUACCAUGUGAGCCUAUGUAAAAGUACGUGGAUUUGAUGUCUGUGUGUGUAUGUAUGCUAUGGAUGCAUGCAUGCCUAAGUGAGGUCUAGGCACGUACGGCUAUGCAGAGGUAUACACGAGG